Molecule: messenger RNA, 2949 nt
Organism: Cyanistes caeruleus (blue tit)
Lineage: Eukaryota; Metazoa; Chordata; Aves; Passeriformes; Paridae
Source: RefSeq, a predicted model, not a curated record
AUGGGCAGGAGGCGUCCUGCGGCGUGGCUGCCCCUGCACACCCUGGGCCACGUCCUGAUGAAGCAGAGCUAUGUGACUGCCCUCAUUGCCAUGAUGGUGUGGAGCAUCUCCUACCACAGCUGGCUGACCUUCGUGCUGCUGCUGUGGGCGUGCCUGAUCUGGAUAGUGCGGAGCCGCCGGCACUUCGCCAUGCUCUGCUCGCCCUUCCUGGUGCUCUACGCCAUCACCCUGUGCAGCCUGCAGUACGUCUGGGCCAUGGAGCUGUCCUCCGAGCUGCCCACCCGCAUCAGCUUCAUGCAGCUGCAGCUGCUGGGGCUGGCACACCCCCAGUACCCCUGCAUGGCCCUGGGCUCCAAGCUCCUGUUCACCCUCACCUUCUGGAUGCUGCUGAGGCGCUUCGUUAUGGAGAAGGUGCUAACGAGGAGGUCCCCGGCCACGCCGCUCCUGGAGGUGUCUGUCACGGACACAGACACCAGCCAGAUGCGGGAUGUGCUGCAGAAGCUGGGGGAGGUGGUGAAGAAUUUCUUUGCCAAGUUCUGGAUCUGCGUCUGCGCUGUCAAGUUCAUCGUGGUGACCUUUACCGGCCGCCUCGUCGUCUACAAGAUUGUCUACAUGCUCCUCUUCCUCCUCUGCCUCAUCCUGUUCCAGGUGUACUACAGCCUGUGGCGCAAGGUGCUCAAGGGUUUUUGGUGGCUGGUGGUGGCCUACACCAUGCUGGUGCUCAUCGCCACCUACACCUACCAGUUCGAGGACUUCCCCAUGUACUGGAGGAACCUGACGGGCCUCACUGAUGACCAGCUGAGCGACCUGGGCCUGGACAAGUUCAGCGUCUCCAAGCUCUUCUCCAGCAUCCUCAUCACGGGUUUCUUCCUGCUGGCCUGCAUCCUCCAGCUCCACUACUUCCACGAGCCCUUCAUGCUCAUCACCGACCUGGCACGCAUCCGCGCCCCCUCCCCGGCCCCCUGCCACAUCCCCAGGUCUGAGGAGCUGCACGGGAGCCGCCUGCUGCGGGACGCGGCCGCUGCCGAGACCGCUCGCUCCGGAGACUCCGACACCGAGUCCCUGGGGCCCAACAAAUGGGGGCUGGUGCUGGAGCGCCUGGUGGUGCUGGGCCGGACCUUCUCGGACACGGUGACGCGCGGGGAGGUCUUCGUGAGGCGCCUGCUGGAGCUCCACGUCGUCAAGAUGGUGGCUCUCUACACGGUCUGGGUGGCCCUGGAGGAGGUCUCGCUGAUGAACUUCUUGCUGGUGCUGCUGUGGGCCUUGGCCAUGCCCUACUGCCGCUUCCGCCACAUGGCCUCGUGCCUCUCCACCAUCUGGACCUGCAUCAUCAUCGUCUGCAAGAUGCUCUACCAGCUCGAGGUGGUGGAGCCCCACGAGUACUACAGCAACUGCACCCAGCCCCUACCCAACGGCACCAACCUGACCCCAGAGGAGCUGGCCAACUCCACGCUGUACCGCGGCCCCGUGGACCCUGCCAACUGGUUCGGCAUCCGGAAGGGCUUCCCCAACUGGCCCUACGUCAGGAACCACGUGCAGGUGCUGCUGCUGCUGGUGUUCGAGUCGGUGGUGUACCGGCGCCAGCAGUACCACCGCAAGCAGCACCAGCUGGUGGCCCCCGUCACCGAGACCAUCUUUGAGGACAUCUCCCGCCAGCAGCUCGACCUUGGCCUCGUCAGCUGCGCCAAAUACUUCAUCAACUACUUCUACUACAAGUUUGGCUUGGAGAUCUGCUUCCUGAUGAUGGUGAACGUGAUCGGGCAGCGGAUGAACUUCGUGGUGAUCCUGCACGGCUGCUGGCUCGUGGUGAUGCUGACGCGGCGGCGGCGCGCGGCCAUCGCCCGCCUCUGGCCCAAGUACUGCCUCUUCCUCGUCAUCUUCUUCCUCUACCAGUACCUGCUGUGCCUGGGCAUGCCGCCUGCCCUCUGCAUGGACUAUCCGUGGCGCUGGAGCGACACCAUUCCCCUCAACUCGGCACUCAUCAAGUGGCUCUACCUGCCCGACUUCUUCCAGGCUCCCAAGUCCACCAACCUCAUCAAUGACUUCAUGCUGCUGCUCUGCGCGGCCCAGCAGUGGCGCGUCUUCAAGGCCGAGCGCUCCGAGCCGUGGCUGCAGGCGGCCGGGGACAACUCAGACCGGCUGGACCGGGAGCAGGACUACUACAACCCCACCCCAAACUUCAUCUACUGCAAGUCCUACCUGGACAUGGUGAAGGUGGUGGUGUUCCACUACCUCUUCUGGGUCGUCCUCGUGGUGGUUUUCAUCACCGGUGCCAACCGCAUCAGCCUGUUCGGCCUGGGCUACGUGCUGGCCUGCUUCUACCUGCUGCUCUCGGGCACCGCCAUGCUGCGCAAGCCGGCCCGCGCCCGCCUCGUGCUCUGGGACUGCCUCAUCCUCUACAACAUCACCGUCAUCAUCUCCAAAAACAUGCUGUCGCUCCUGUCCUGCGUCUUCGUGCAGCAGAUGCAGAGCCACUUCUGCUGGGUGAUCCAGCUCUUCAGCCUCGUCUGCACCGUCAAGGGCUACUACAACCCCAAGGCGAUGCCCAAGGACCGAGACUGCACGCUGCCCGUGGAGGAGGCCGGCAUCAUCUGGGACAGCAUCUGCUUCUUCUUCCUCCUGCUCCAGCGCCGCAUCUUCCUCAGCUCCUACUACUUGCACGUCAUGUGGAACCUCCAAGCCUCUGCCCUGCAGGCUUCCAGGGGUGUGGCGCUGUUCAAGGCCAGCAUCCUGAAGAGCCUGCACUCGCACCGGCUAGCCGAGAAGAAGUCGCUGGACCAGCUGAAGCGGCAGAUGGAGCGGAUCCGAGCCAAGCAGCAGAAGUACCACCAGGAGCUUCUGCCCGGCAGCGCUGACCCGGGGCAGGAAGGGGCCAGAUCAGGUGAGAUCUGGGGUCCUCAAGUGUCCCCAACCCCUCUCUGGCCACACGGGUGGCGCUGUGACCCGCUG